Messenger RNA from Sphaerulina musiva SO2202, 852 nucleotides. RefSeq lists its product as uncharacterized. The transcript is spliced from 2 exons. The record is from RefSeq and is a predicted model, not a curated record. The annotation marks the transcript as partial. NCBI's taxonomy places the organism in Eukaryota, Fungi, Ascomycota, Dothideomycetes, Mycosphaerellales, Mycosphaerellaceae.
AGAUCGUUGUUACGGGAGGCCAGCUACCUCCCUGAUCCCAAUGCCCGACUGUUCAUCCGCGCCAAAGUUCUGGGCCAGACUAGGAAAAAUGCCUUUCGCAUACGGCAGCAUCGUGACAACCCCACGUCGGUUGCGGAGUGGACGAAACUUGCUCUUCAACAAGCGAACAAAGCGCUGAACCAACUGCGCCGAGCCAAUGAAGGCGAGCGGAGCCGAUUGCUUCGCGUGCUGUUGAUGACUUAUGGCAGGAUUGGAAGCAGACGGUAUGAGCUGUUAAAGCCACUCUACCAGACCGACAGGAAAGUCGACGGCGCCUCCACGGAGAACAGCAGCAGCGGCGGCGGCAGCCUCGACGGCGGUGACGAUCUGCCAGCAUUGACCCCCGAGAUCUAUGCUUUGGCCAAGUCUCAAAAGCAGGCCAAUCCUCCGACACACACGCGCAAGAAUCCACGGCAUUUGGAGCCCAUCAUACCGGCAACCAACAAUCGAAUGCUUCCCAUGCCCAAGAAGCGAAUCAAGAAUAUGCAUCGGAAAUGGUACGCGGACUUCCUCAAUCGACUACUCCCUCCACUGCCCACGAAGGAAUGGCAACAGCUUCGAGACUGGUCCCAGGGCCACAAUCUCCCCGACCUGGUUAUACCUCGCCGCAAUGCCUCCGAGCGACUUCACUUUGGGAAAUACAGCGCGCUUGAGGCUACCGUACUGCAAGGCCGAAUCGACAAUGCAGUAUACGGCAAUCGGGAGGCGCACGAAAUCACGCCUCGAUACAUGCAACGCCUGUGGGCGACGGUGUUCUCCAUCAGCCCGUAUAUGGUGUAUAAUGACGAGACGAAGGAGUGGCGUGUGCUGUGG